Impatiens glandulifera is the source of this 1123-nucleotide messenger RNA. Its product is annotated as E3 ubiquitin-protein ligase AIRP2-like. The transcript has 5 exons. Bases 166 to 915 code for a protein of 249 amino acids. The record is from RefSeq and is a predicted model, not a curated record. Gene Ontology annotation, biological process: protein ubiquitination. NCBI's taxonomy places the organism in Eukaryota, Viridiplantae, Streptophyta, Magnoliopsida, Ericales, Balsaminaceae. Gene Ontology annotation, molecular function: ubiquitin protein ligase activity.
UGAAAAAUCUCUAGAGAGAGAAAUUAAAGUGAAGUUGUUGAACGAAGAGUGGGGGUUUGAAGCGGUUAGGGUUUCCAGUUUUCAAACGUCAAGCUGCUACGAUUUGAUUUGAUUUGAUUCUGCUGUUGUUGUUGUUCUUGAGAAAGGAGGUGAAAUUCUGUAGGAAUGUACGUAGGAUCGGGGAAAUCGUUCAAGGAUUCUCUCAAGGUCCUUGAAGCCGAUAUUCAGCACGCAAACACACUAGCAUCUGAUUAUCCUAGGGAGUAUGAUGGCGCAUGUGUUCAGAUGCGAAUGUCGUAUAGUCCUGCUGCACAGCUUUUUCUUUUCCUUGUACAAUGGUCAGAUUGUCAUCUUGCUGGUGCACUCGGUUUACUCAGAAUUCUAAUCUAUAAGGUUUAUGUUGAUGGAACUACAACGAUGUCUGUUCAUGAAAGGAAAGCAAGUAUAAGAGAAUUCUAUGCUAUUAUUUACCCUUCCCUUUUACAACUCGAAAGAGGAGUUACUGAUUCAGAAGAUAAAAGACAGAAAGCUGUAUGCAUGGAAAGAUAUAGAAAAAGAGAUGAUGAUGUUGAUGAUGAUCGGAAUCUGUUUUCAGAUGUUGAUAUUGAACGAGAAGAGGAAUGUGGAAUCUGUAUGGAGAUGAAUAGUAAGAUUGUUCUACCUAACUGUAAUCACGCCAUGUGUUUGAAAUGCUACCGCGAAUGGAGCACAAGAUCUCAAUCGUGCCCUUUCUGUCGCGAUAGUCUGAAGAGGGUGAAUUCAGCCGACCUCUGGGUGUUCAUGGAUAUCAAAGAAGUAAUUGACAUGGCUACGGUUACUCGAGAAAAUCUUAGAAGGCUUUUCAUGUACAUAGAGAAGUUACCUCUGGUUGUUCCUGAUACAUUAUUCGAUGCUUUCGAUUCUCAUCUUAGGUAAUUUCCUUUAUCAAUCAAGAUUGGAAAUUUAAUUUCCUUAUCAUUAUCUUAGUCUAUUUUGCUUUUCGUUGAUUAGAAAGAAAGAAACAAACAACCCGGCCGAGUAAUUUGAGGCAUUGUUGGUUUAAGAUAUGAUGAGAUGAGAGUUUUAUGUAACCAAAUUGUACAUGCUUAUUAUUAUUAUUAUCAUUAUGUAUAGCUUCAAUCUA